AUGACAGUAGCUGACCAACUUAAACUAACGAUGCUGGUCAACGCAAGCGCCGAUAUAGAUGAAGCGUCGAGUUGCGUGAUCACGGCAGUUAAAGCAAAAAAGCCUUCGAAGGCCCAGCUGAAUCAAAUCAGCGAUAUUAAUAGAAGAAUUUACAAGACGAAGUGAGUGAUAUAAGCUGGCAAUUAAGCUUUCCAUGCAUGUAACUUAAAUUUCUUGAACACGACUCCAGAGUUUGUAUUUCAAAUUUUGCGUUGUUUAGCUUUUCAUCAUCAACACAUGAACACUGGCUUGAAUUUGAGAACGUUAUUAUUCUAGGUUGUAAACACGGUGUAAAUUUUUUUUACAAAUAUACUUCCUGCAUUAUUUCAUUUCUGCUUUUUAUUUGUAAGCCCCAAGUUUUGCGGGUCGAUCAUUUCGGAAACGAUAGCUGAAACGAUACUUCUUUCUUAAACAAUUUGGAUUUUUGUCAAUUUAUUGAAAGUUUCAACAACUGUUGAAUCUUUCCCUUAAUAGGAGAAAAGCGAUCAGAGCGGCAGCAAUCAAACGAUGGCCGGGGAACAACAUCCCCAAAUUCAAAACCAACAAGACAGCUGUAGCAGAGUUAAAUCAGUUAGUGGAAGAGCUUGUGGCUGAAUGCUCUUUUCCGCCUUUGAACUUUGGGAGAUGGUAUCAAACAACACAUUUUGGAUGUAUUGAAUGA
Messenger RNA from Porites lobata, 700 nucleotides. Lineage: Eukaryota; Metazoa; Cnidaria; Anthozoa; Scleractinia; Poritidae. The record is from the annotation of a GenBank genome assembly.